UUUUCUCAUGUUGAGGAUUCUUCAAAGAAAUUAGUCCUCAUAGUUGUCCUUAUAAAGAAAGACCUCACCAGAUCCUGAAUGAUAGAGCACAGUAAUAAUGAAACAUGGACAAAUCACCCAGAAUCUUUUUCAUGAGAAAACUGUCAAAGUUGAUGCGAGUGCAGCCGAGCUCAACUAACAACACUGUGUUUACAGAUGUUGUUCUCUGUACGUGUGUGUGUGUUGGUGUUAUGCCCUCUGCCCAGCCUGCUGCUUCUGGUAGUGAUUAGGUGGGUGAGUAUAAAGCAGAUGCAGUGUGUUUAUGAGCUGCAGAGGGGCUUCAGUAUGGGAGCGUUAACAGUGCUGGGGCUGCAGCUAUGUCUGCUUACCUUCAGUCUCGGGGCAAAAGUCUUCCCUGUAUGGUCAGUUUCUGACACUGAGAACCAAGAAGACAACAGUAUGUUCCGUCCCCCUGAUUUGGAGACUGGAUAUGGAGAACUGCAUCAGGCUGAGGCUCCAGGGCUCGGACUGGACAUGCAACACCAGGACCCACAGGACUAUGACAUCACGCUGAUGAGCUCUCGCACCAAGAGGGAAGCAGAGGCAGCAGCUGGGAAAUUACUCCACCCCCGCCCAAAGCCACACCAGGGAAAGAUGUCUCCUAUAGGGAACACUGGAGAACCUGAGGUGGUUCGGGCUAAAAGACAGCUACAAAAAAAAAGCUGUCCAAACAACCAUCCAGACCAGGACGAAACAGUUUAGUUGGCUCAAUGGGUCCCACAGCGAGCAUCAUUCAGGAGCGAAGAGACACAGCAAACGAUGAUGUGUACUGAUGAACGAAGGACAAAGUGAACAGUCUGUCACGAUGAAUACCGUCUGAUUUCAUUAUCAUGAAAUGAUUUUAUCUAAACAUGAUUUACAUGUAGCUUCACAAUAUGCAUAGCAGAGAGUAAGAAGGCUAUUUUGACAUGAAAGAGUUGAACAUACAGGAAAUGUAUACGUUAAUAAUAUCUUUUCUUUUGUUAAUCAUUUCCUUUAAUAAACCACCACUGUACUCUUUCUGUAUAUUUUAGUUGUUAUAAAAUUUGGUGCAUUACCAACAGAGGCCCCCAGGCGGCAGCACUUAUCCAUGCAGUCUUAAAUGUAAGCCACGUGCCUUUGUUAUAGUCCUCCUCAGAACUAUAAUACAAUAAAAUCUAACAUCAGCUGAAAUCUGCUGUCUCAAAUAAUUGUGACGUGUUACUUUCAUGAAUCUGACAGAAUUAAAAGCUGGACUACUCUAUGCUUGUGAUGCUGCAGUUUACAGUGCUAAUAGUUGUUUGCUGGCCUCCUUUUAAUGUGUUGGUGAUGAGCUGUGUUUUUUGUGAGAAAAACUGUCAUCACCCUGGUGUCUGGGUGGUGCAGACGGAAAAGCAGAGCUCAGCCUAAAAACAUUUACACAACAGUGCGCCGCAGCCAAGAAAUAAAUCACCACGCCAGCAGACGGAAUUUUACUCACUUCCCUCAUGAUAAAAACACUUACCACCAAAUAGAAACAGAAAGCACAAAAAUCAAGCAUGUCAGUUACGGUUACUGUGUUUUCUAUGCAUAGUUGUACCUCAGUGAAAGGCUGGCCUGAUAAAAAGAGGAUUAACAAUGCCCAUUUCAUUUUCGAUGCUAUCAAAGUAAAAAUGUCUUGAAACACAAUGAAAGCUAAUUUACUUGAGCACAUUCUAAACUUUAGGAUUUUAUUUGAGGCUCGUAUAUGAAUUCUCAACUUUUUCAAGGCCACACUGGCCCUGUAACAAGAGCUGCAGCUCAGAUCUCAUACUAUUAUACUAAAUACUACGUCCAAAUAAGUACACCUCUAUUAGCUGUACAUUCAUUAAUAUAUAUGUAUAGUGUAGUAACAUGAGGUUUAAGAUGCAGCCAAAACAAACUUAGAAAACCACAAACCUUAAAACUUCUAAGCAACUUUAGAAAAACAGCCCAGUCACUUGAGCGUACAUACAUGCACGACAAAAGCCCCACCCACUCCCUCUCCCUUUACUUUGAUAGUGUUCAGGUGCCUAGUUUAAUCACUGCAUGUAGUUUCCAUGAAAGAUGGUAAAUGAAAAGCCUAUGAACAAAGGUAUUCUUAUUCCUCAGUUUUUCAGUUCUGUACUAAAAACGUUACACUCUUCCUGGUAAAUAAGAAAGACACUUGUCCUGCACAAGGCUGACCAAAACAGCAUCUGUUAGCUGACAUUACGGAAAAAGCUGUCAGCGUGUUCCUCCAAGCAUGUCGAGUUGUUCAAUGAUGUUGCAUUAGUGCCAAUAAAUGCAUUUGGUGGCUUCACAUGUCUUGGAGAUGCCUGCUUCACCUCAAGACCUAGCUAGCUAGCAGAUGGGAAUUGACCAUGACUAAACUGUGGGGGAAACUGAGUAAACAUCAUCAACAUUAGAACAGAUACAAAUAAAACAUAAACAACACUUUGUGACCUUUUAUGUGCGAUUGUGUUGGCUUAACCCUUUCCAAAGCAAUAUUUGAGGAAGCCCAGAAUUUACAGUUACCAAACAAAACCUGCUUGAGCUAAUCAAUCCUUCAUGAAGUUAUUCUUCAAUAAAGGGACACUUCUGAUGAAAUAUUGUGAAGGUGGGAGGAGCUUUGAGAAACUAAAAAUGCUUUGGGGUAGAUUUUUGGAGUUGGGCCGUUUGAAAUACGUGUUCUAGUUUCCAAUCAUUAACCUUCUGUGUUUACUUUAAAUAUCCCUUUAAAUUAUAAUUAUAUCAAGUGUGCUGCUGGGGGUGUUUAACAACUCCAUACCUUGGCUGGAGUGCAGCAAGAAAUCAGGCUUCCGCACCCAUGCUUAAACUUUUGUGGAAAUGAAUGCAAUGCAUUAUAUGGAGAAGUUGUAUUUUCCCGUAUUUUACCGAACGUUUGCGACAUUCAUUCAACACUCACAAGUGUGUAAUGAACUCGUGGCAGAAAAAGACAAACGACUGAGGGCGAAACUCUCAAAAUAAAAGUGCUGACAGAAAAGACGAGUGUCAUAAGCUGUAACUGACAGCAGUUUGCGCAGAGCUGUGCAGCCGUUGCUGCCUGUGCUCUCUUGGCAAUGAACCCGACAGUGUUGUACUUUCAACUUUUAUCAGAUGAAGUUUGUUUUUCUUCUUGGCAGAACAUCAUCUAAGGGGACCUGGCACAUACAAUCGCAGCAGUAAAAACUAAACAGUGCUGUAAUCACUGUCGGGUAAACAAGCGCGUUGUCACCCACAGAAGGCAGAAGGCGCGCUUGUGAAGCUCCACAGCAACUUCAAAAUGACCACCAACACUCAGUGCACGUUUCACACAUAUAAAACAUACGCACAUUGAACACCGUGCAUACAGCAGACAAGGCCGGGCCUCUUUGCAAUGCUUUUAUAGCACUUGACAUUUUGAAGGUGGUUGCCCUCCCUUCCCCCCUCCCUCCCUUCCUUUUCUCUUUCUUUUUCUCUCUCUCCUAAACACUGAGGUGUUCACUCUCUGCAGGCUGUUCAAAAGGACGAGCGAAUCCUCUCUGCCUCCUCAUACAGCUAAGGGAUAAGCAAAUCUAGGAGGAAACAGACGUGAACUCGCUUCCAGAACUUUAGGAAAGCAUCUUCCCAUAACAUCUGAUGAAAGGAUAGACAGAGAAAUUUUUAUAUUGGAAGGAAAAUGGCCCACGUGGAUGAAGAAUACUAUGAUUAUGAAAACGUCAGCUACAGCUUCAGCUAUGAUGACUACCAAACCAUCUGUGAGAAGCACGAUGUCCGCUCAUUUGCAAAGAUCUUCGUACCAGUCAUGUACGGGUUGUGUCUAGUGGUGGGUAUAGCUGGGAAUGUCCUGGUAGUGGCUGUGUAUACUUGCAGCAAGCGUCUGAAGACACUGACAGACACAUUUCUGGUUCACUUGGCUGUGGCUGAUAUACUGUUGCUCCUGACUCUGCCCUUCUGGGCGUCGGCUGCUGUGCAAGGCUGGGAGCUUGGGAAUGUUCUCUGCAAGCUGGUCACUGCCUCAUAUACUAUCAAUUUCACCUGUGGCAUGCUGUUGCUAGCGUGCAUUAGCCUGGACCGAUAUUUGGCUCUAACACCAGGCCUGAGGGAAGGGGGCCUGGGGAAGGCUUUUAGGAAGAACCACUCAGCAAAGCUUUGCAUAGUUGUAUGGACAAUUGCUUUGCUUUUAGGAAUUCCAGACUUGGUGCUUUCCACGGUCAAGGAAUUCUCUGAUAGGAAGAUGUGCAUUCCUGUUUAUACAUCAGACAUGGCCUUCCAAGCUAAAGUCAGUAUGGAAGUACUAGAGAUACUGCUUGGCUUUUUGGUGCCAUUGAUCGUCAUGUUGUAUUGUUAUGCCCAUGUGGCUCGGACUUUGCUGAAGCUGCCUCCAGAGAACAGGGAGAAGAGGUGGAGACCCAUCCGAGUCUUACUGGCCGUGGUCCUGUCCUUCGUUCUUACGCAGCUGCCCUACAACGCCGUGAAGUUCUAUCGGGUGCUGGACGUGACGCAUGUGCUGGUAACCCACUGUGGGGUCAGUAAAGCACUGGACCGGGCCGCGCAGGUCACAGAGAGCCUGGCCCUGACCCACUGCUGCCUGAACCCAGUGCUGUAUGCCUUCAUUGGCUCAUCCUUCAGACAGCACAUAAUGAAGUUUGCCAAGAGCUAUGGUCAGAAGAGGAGGUCGGGACAGCGGAGAGAGUAUCAAGGAACGGAGAUCGCCUUCAACACAAACUCAAACUCCCAGGAGAUACACUCCUUCUCCAUAUGAGAGACAGAAGUUGAGAGGGCCAAUAUUCUACAUUUUUCUUGUACUGUAUUUUUCCCCUUUCACUUAUUCCAUGACUUGGCGGCCAUUUGUGUGUCACUGGUAUUACCUUUACAAAUGUACGUGAAAAGGGAAGUUAAAAGACAUUUUAACAUUGAUGUGUAUAUUUCAGAUAAAUGACUUCAAAAAAUAAUAAAACCUAUUUAAAAAGC
Messenger RNA from Colossoma macropomum (tambaqui), 4929 nucleotides. RefSeq names its product atypical chemokine receptor 4a (gene ackr4a). The coding region runs from base 3635 to 4720 and encodes 361 amino acids. NCBI's taxonomy places the organism in Eukaryota, Metazoa, Chordata, Actinopteri, Characiformes, Serrasalmidae. Gene Ontology annotation, biological process: immune response; G protein-coupled receptor signaling pathway; chemotaxis. The record is from RefSeq and is a predicted model, not a curated record. The transcript has 8 exons. Gene Ontology annotation, cellular component: membrane. Gene Ontology annotation, molecular function: chemokine binding; scavenger receptor activity; chemokine receptor activity.